CUGUUAUCUGAUCUGUUGGUGUUGUCAGUCUGUACAGCCACAGUCGUAAAGCGUGAAGAGGGCAGUCAAGGUGCGAACAAAGGUCUCUCGGGGACUGCAAAGCGAAGCCAACUUCAUACUCAUCAGCAAUCUGGUCAGUGCAUUGCUCUUGAGGAUCACCUGAAAUCACCCAUUGCCCCAGUGACAAGAAAAUGCAUCUGGGUCAACAAAGCCCCCUGGUGGAUGGGCUAUCACUAAAAGAGCUGGGGGACAGUGUGCUGGUGGAAAUAGAGCCCCGAAGGAAAGGACUGCCCUUCCUCAAACACGUGGAGUACCGUAUUGUUAGCAAGUGUUUCCAGAUCCCAGUUCAGCGCAGAUACAGUGAUUUUGAGGUGUUCCACGGUCUGCUGCUGCAAAAGUUCAUCUACAGGAUGGUCCCACCUCUGCCCCCUAAACGCAUCCUUAAAGGCGUUUUGAACUCAGUAUCAGACCGAGAGUUUAACGACAGUCGCCGCCGUGGUCUACAAAGGUUCAUGACCUUGGUGAUCAGACAUCCAGUCCUAGCAGGAGAUGAGUUGGUCACCAUCUUUCUGUCAGCAAGCAGCGCAGAUGUUCAAAACAAGAUGCGUGAUGCAUAUAAAAAGACAGGUGAUGAGUUUCUGACCUCCCAAAUAGCGUUGCAUGGCAAGGUGAACCUUCCUGAGGAAAUGCGGAGCCAGGCUGCUGCUAAUCGAGAGGUCAUUGCAAGUAUCCACAGCAGUUUCAAUAAACUCAGAGAUGUAGCCGAGCGGAUGGCUCAGCGCUCACGAGAAAACUCGACGGAUCUGCUCAUGUUUGGAAAAGACCUGAGUGAACUGGGCUCGGACACACCAGACCUGCCAGUAAACGCUACAAUGAGCAAAGCAUGGAAAACACAGAGGAAGUCACUUGUAGAGCUGUCAGGAGAAUUCGGUCUUCUCGCAGACAAAGCUGCACACCAGGGCAGCAGAGAGGAGGAUGAGGUGGUGGAGAAACUGAACCUUCUCCUCGAACAGCUGCAGUCGUAUAAAGAGUUGUGUGAUCGGCAUGACAGCGGUGUGUUACUAGAGCAUCAGAGAACGUUUGAAAAGCGCAGCGGGCCUGUGGCUACACACUUAAAAUACCAGAGCAGCAUUGAGCAGCCAGAGUCUCGACUCACACAGCAGGAAAACACGAUUAUCACCAUGGAAAUGAGGAGCUAUUUCUCCCUUUUGUGUCUGCAUCAAGAAACCCAGAUGGUCUUCACCCAUCUGCCUCUUGUAACUUCAAUACUGGGGACAUUUGUCCACUCACAAAUACAAGGGCACAAAGAGAUGGGUGAUGUGUGGGGUGAACUUCAUCCAAAACUGAAGGAUCUGUUUGAGAACACUAAUGAAGCCUCGUCUCGCUCCUCUUCUCAAACACACACCUCCAGAGGACAGAAGACCUGUGCUGUCAUUGGUCCUGCAUAACCAGUCCAGGACAGUAAAUAUGAGGGAAAUUCCCAGCCUUUUCUCAACUCCCUAAGAACUCAGUAUACUGCUUCAUGCCAUGUGUUUUCCUUCUCUUGACUGUACAUACUUUAACACUUUUCUUCAUUACUUUUCCAAAUAUGUAAAUACAGAGAACACAGUGGCCCUAAAACAUAUUUGAACACUUAAGGUCACCUAAAAAUUCCAUUAGAGACAAAAUAUCAAACUGUCUGCUAAUCAAAACUAACUUCAUUUUUGUUAAUGUUAACUGUAAAAGGGUCAUGGCAACAUAUGUUUUUACAUUACUUCAGCUCAUAAAAAUAAGCCAUUUCAAGUUAUACAAGAUUCAACUCUAUUUAAGUAAAUAUAAUUUAAGUAAAUGACUUGUACAUCCAAUUUGCUUAUACUUAAAAAUUUAAGGCAGCAACUAAACCUAAGUUUUUAAGUUGAAAUAAAUUAUUUUGUUUGGUAUUUUGCUAUCUAAAAGAAUGACAUUCAAACAUUUUUUAUUGUGCCUCAAGUAUCCAAAUACUUUUUGAGCCCACUGUAUAUUCAGAGAAUAUAGAAUAUAUUUAUUUUAAAAAAUUUUAGUAUAAAAACACCCUGUGAGACUAACAUGAUGAUGUCUUCACUUUUGACUUUUUCAUUGAAUUCCCAUUUUUUCCCUUUUUCUUUUAAUACUUGAACCACAUAUGUUUUGAUGCAGUACAUGGUUACAUAUUCAAAUAAAUAAACCCAGAUCUU
Messenger RNA from Ctenopharyngodon idella (grass carp), 2192 nucleotides. It is a transcript of the gene snx8b, whose product is annotated as sorting nexin 8b. Bases 192 to 1448 code for a protein of 418 amino acids. The record is from RefSeq and is a predicted model, not a curated record. NCBI's taxonomy places the organism in Eukaryota, Metazoa, Chordata, Actinopteri, Cypriniformes, Xenocyprididae. Gene Ontology annotation, molecular function: phosphatidylinositol binding. The transcript is spliced from 12 exons. Gene Ontology annotation, biological process: retrograde transport, endosome to Golgi.